Trachemys scripta elegans is the source of this 9074-nucleotide messenger RNA. It is a transcript of the gene STAG1, whose product is annotated as stromal antigen 1. Gene Ontology annotation, biological process: sister chromatid cohesion. Gene Ontology annotation, cellular component: nucleus; chromatin; cohesin complex. The transcript has 35 exons. The coding region runs from base 3074 to 6850 and encodes 1258 amino acids. The record is from RefSeq and is a predicted model, not a curated record. Gene Ontology annotation, molecular function: chromatin binding. Lineage: Eukaryota; Metazoa; Chordata; Testudines; Emydidae.
GGCAGUGGUGUGAGCUGUGAAGCAGUUUGGUAAGCGGGGUGGGAUUGAAGGUACUAUGACAUGGAUUGGGAGGUGGGUAGCAGUAGUGGGUUGGUGGUUCUGUGACUGGAAGGGGGAUGUGGGUGGUUAGCAGGAGCAGGGUCUUUGGCAGUGCUGUGACCAGGAGAUGAAGGGGCUGGUGGGUAGUAGGGGAGGGAGGUGUGCAGUGGAAGCAAGAUUGGCAGCAAACCUGGGCAGGGAUGUGGGCCACAGUUGCAAUGGUGUUGGGAUAUCUGGGAGGUGGACAGCAGCAGCAGUGGUUGGAGGAAGACAUAGGAAGCAAUAACCUGGGGUUGUUGGGGUUAAGGAUCAUUGGCAGCCUCACUGUGACUUGGAGGGGACAAGUGAGGGAUGUCUCUGGCGGGGUUGACACUUGGGAGGGACAUAGGGGGUAGGAGUGUUAUCAGCUUUGACCUGUGUAAUUUGGAUGGAGGUGUAGUGAUUUGUAUGUCUGGGAAGUGGCAGCAAUGACAUUGUAACUUGGUGGCACUGUGACCUGUGGGAACAAUUGAUUGGCAGUGGUGGUGGUAAUACUGUGAGCUGGGCAGGGAAGGGAGGAGGUGGACAGCAGGGCAUGCCCUGUGACCUGGGGGUGAAGUGGGCAGGAAUGGCACUGAUGCUGUGGCCUUAUGGUGUGGUGGGCAGAAGCUGUACUGGUGGUGCUGUGACACAUAGGGGUAGGAGGGAUAUUGGAAGUAGCAAUGGUAUGGUGACUAUGGUGGGGGGUGAGCAGUGGUGCUGUGACUGGAGAUGGGUUAUGGUCCAUUGUGGCUUUCUGACUUGGGAAGCAGGGUGCCACCAUCAACACUACUAGCAGAGUACUCAGUGAGGUGAGGUGGAGGCAGUAUCAGCAGCUUUAUGGCCUGGGAACAAAAGAAAACAUUGGGACUGGGAGCACUGAGAUCUGAAGGUGAGGAAGGGGCAAGGUGACAUGGUGUUAGCAGUGGGAAGAGGUGAUGCUGUGACCUGGCAGAAAGCAUGAAAGCAGCAUAAUGAUGAGGGAGGGGAGCAGCACCAUAGUGUGGUGACCUGUGGAUGAGAAGAUAAGGGCUGAUGAGUCAGGGUAACUCACUGUGUUUCCAAGAAUUGCUUUUAUUUCUCUGUGAUUGCUUUGCACCACUCAAACUCCCCUCAUUCCCUGGUGAUCUGCAGGGAUUUCCCCCUGUCCACCCUUGCUUAUUUUAAUGGAUGGGAGCUCUUUGGCUUCUGACAAGGGGAGUGUGAAGUAGUUUGAAUUAUAAUUGCAAUAUAAUUAUUUAUGGUUUGAAUUAUGUACUACAGGUAGGUUCUGUCUCUGAAAUUAGGGGAGGCAGGGAUAGAUGAAGGCCUGAGUACAUGGGUAAUUGGUCUUGUUAUUUCCACUGUCCAAGACUGCAGUAAGGUAGCUGUUGGAGGUAAAGCCUUGUCUAGACUAGAGUUACCUGGGUUGUUCUUAACUUGAGUUGUGUAUCUCAAUUAUAACAACAUAAUGGAUCACAUGUACACACAGUAGACAUGUGUCUAAAAUUUUAGUCUCUUUCUAUGUACAUUGUUGCAUCAUUCAUUCAUGUUAGAGUCAAUGAUUUAUGCAUUCCAGAGUUCCUGGGCCAAGCUGAUUUUGCAUGGCCUUUUGAGAGGUCUCAUUUGUUCAUUUGCGGAUUCUAGAUGACUUUAAUAAAUGAUCUCAGGAAUUCACUGGACUGGAAGGCUGUACCCUUAUCAGCUACCUGGUUGUGAGCCCCUUUUCUUGCCUGGGAGCUUGGAUUCCUCACUUGAGUGCCUCUUGCUGUACUUUCCAGCAUCUUAUUUUUUCUCCAGCCAAUGAGAGUUCUCAGUGAGGGUGUCCUGAGUAGAUUGCUGAUCCAGGAAUGGCAAUCCUAACAACUGUGAAUUAUUGGUGAACAAGCUGCAGGAGAUAUUUCUCAGAUAUUGUGAUUUCUUUUAUUGAUUAAUGAAAUGCAGUAAAUUGAGUGUCGGUUCUGGGCCUAGUCCUCAAACAUAGUGUUGGGACUAUUGGUUCUGGAAACCUUGGAUGACCAGUAGUGAGUGCAGGCUUUCAGAUGAACAAGGCCAUGUUUUUGAAGUUGUCUGAGGAGUCCAUCAGGCUCAUAUGACAAGACCUCAAUAUCAGGUCAGAUGGGUAUGUGUUACCCUUUAGCAAGAGUCAGAUGUUACCAGUUUCCUAUCUGUUGGGAAUAAGGCUGGGGUUGGUAGGUUCAUUGUGGGUGCCCUAGUCUGUGGGGUUUAUUUGGCUAUAAAAGUGCUGGGCUGUAGACAUGUUGUGAAGGCGGCUAAUGUCCCUGAAAUCAUUGAGGGGUUCUUGCAGCUGGGAUGUACAGGAGCUAUACGUGCCCGUAAUCUGCUGUCCACAAAGUGCAAAUGACUACAUCAAUAAAAAGAGCUAUUACUGAAUUGUGAUUCAGGUGUUUUAGACCAUUAGGAGUGGUUUAUGGGUAUAAAUACUGCAAGUACUAGCAAAGUGCAGGACACCAGGAUGUUUAGGAACUCUGCAGUAUUUGUUUGUGAGCAGGCAAGAACGCUUUUCUGAAGAACAACAUAUACAUCAAUGUUCCCACUACUAUUCUUGGGGACUUUGCUACCCACUGUUUCCGUGGGUCAUUACGAGACUUACCCUGACUCAAGGCAGCCAGAUAGAAGACAUCAUAACUAAACCUUGGCAGAUGGAUUGAAAGUACUUCUGGACGGCUCAAGACAUGAUGGAGAAGCUUACUUAAUCAUAAUGACUGGUCGCUACAAAAUGUUCUUGCGGUGAUAGGAACGUGUUUCUGCAUAUUUGACUUUUCCAUCAGAGUAGUUGGCAAACACAAAUGCCUUGCAAGCAGCUUCAGCCAGCCCGAAAGCAGACUACUGGCUCAUGGGUUUAGCACCAGGUAUCAGGAGUGGCAGCCAGAGUUUCCAUUGCAUGUUAAUACAUUCUUAAAGAUUGGACUUUGAGAUUAAUGAACAUAGUUACCAGGAAGUUGUCUUGUAACAUCAUCAUUAGAAGAAAUUCUAUGUAGUUCUAAUAUUUCAUAGAGGGUGCCGUUCUACAAAAAUGAUUACUUCAGAUUUGCCAGUGUUACAGGAUUCAACAAAUGAAACUACUGCACAUUCAGAUGCUGGCAGUGAGCUUGAAGAAACAGAAGUCAAAGGAAAGAGAAAAAGGGGCCGUCCUGGCAGGCCUCCAUCUGCCAAUAAGAAACCUCGAAAGUCUCCAGGAGAUAAGAGUCGUUCUGAACCUGGAACUAGAGGAAUAGGUCGUGGAAGAGCUAAUGGUCACCCUCAACAGAAUGGAGAAGGCGGGGACCCUGUCACUUUGUUUGAGGUGGUGAAACUGGGGAAAAGUGCGAUGCAGUCUGUGGUGGACGACUGGAUUGAAUCAUAUAAACAAGACAGGGAUAUAGCACUUCUGGAUUUAAUCAACUUCUUUAUCCAGUGUUCAGGAUGUCGAGGUACUGUAAGAAUUGAAAUGUUCAGGAACAUGCAAAAUGCAGAAAUCAUCAGGAAAAUGACUGAGGAAUUUGAUGAGGACAGUGGUGAUUACCCGCUUACCAUGCCUGGGCCACAAUGGAAAAAAUUUAGAUCAAACUUUUGUGAGUUCAUUGGAGUGCUGAUUCGACAGUGUCAGUAUAGCAUCAUUUAUGAUGAAUAUAUGAUGGAUACAGUGAUCUCUCUUCUGACUGGUUUGUCGGAUUCCCAGGUCCGAGCUUUCAGGCAUACCAGUACACUUGCUGCUAUGAAGCUUAUGACUGCUCUUGUGAAUGUUGCCUUAAACCUGAGUAUUCACCAGGAUAAUACACAGAGGCAGUAUGAAGCUGAGAGAAACAAAAUGAUUGGUAAGAGAGCUAAUGAAAGAUUGGAGCUGCUGCUUCAAAAAAGGAAAGAGCUGCAAGAAAACCAAGAUGAAAUCGAAAAUAUGAUGAACUCUAUUUUUAAGGGUAUAUUUGUUCAUAGAUACCGUGAUGCUAUUGCUGAGAUUAGAGCCGUUUGUAUUGAGGAAAUUGGAGUGUGGAUGAAAAUGUACAGUGAUGCCUUCCUGAAUGAUAGUUAUUUAAAAUAUGUCGGUUGGACACUACAUGACAGGCAAGGUGAAGUGAGGUUGAAGUGUUUGAAAGCUCUGCAGAGUCUGUACACCAACAGGGAGUUGUUCCCUAAACUGGAACUAUUUACUAACAGAUUCAAGGAUCGCAUUGUAUCAAUGACACUUGAUAAGGAAUAUGAUGUCGCUGUGGAAGCCAUUCGAUUAGUCACUCUAAUACUUCAUGGAAGUGAAGAAGCUCUGUCCAAUGAAGACUGUGAGAAUGUUUAUCACUUGGUGUAUUCAGCACACCGGCCGGUUGCAGUAGCAGCUGGGGAGUUCCUUCACAAAAAACUGUUCAGCAGGCAUGACCCCCAGGCAGAAGAAGCAUUAGCGAAGAGGAGAGGACGGAACAGUCCAAAUGGGAACCUCAUUAGGAUGUUGGUUCUUUUCUUUCUUGAAAGUGAGUUGCAUGAACAUGCAGCUUACUUAGUGGAUAGUUUGUGGGAGAGCUCUCAAGAACUACUGAAGGAUUGGGAGUGCAUGACAGAAUUGCUACUGGAAGAACCAGUUCAAGGAGAAGAAGCAAUGUCUGACCGACAAGAGAGUGCUCUGAUUGAGCUGAUGGUGUGUACAAUUCGACAAGCUGCUGAAGCACAUCCACCAGUGGGCAGGGGAACUGGCAAGAGAGUGUUAACUGCAAAAGAAAGGAAAACUCAGAUAGAUGACAGAAACAAAUUGACUGAACAUUUCAUUAUUGCGCUUCCUAUGUUACUUUCAAAGUAUUCUGCUGAUGCAGAGAAAGUAGCAAACCUUCUGCAAAUCCCCCAGUAUUUUGACCUGGAAAUCUACAGUACAGGCAGAAUGGAGAAGCAUCUGGAUGCCUUGUUAAAGCAGAUUAAGUUUGUUGUGGAGAAGCAUGUAGAAUCAGAUGUUCUAGAAGCCUGCAGUAAAACCUAUAGCAUCUUGUGCAGUGAAGAAUAUACCAUUCAGAAUAGAGUUGACAUAGCCCACAGCCAGCUGAUCGAUGAAUUUGUGGACCGAUUCAACCAUUCAGUAGAGGAUCUGCUGCAGGAGGGAGAAGAAGCUGAUGAUGAUGAUAUAUACAAUGUGCUUUCCACUUUGAAGAGAUUAACUUCUUUUCAUAAUGCUCAUGAUCUCACAAAAUGGGAUCUGUUUAGUAACUGCUACAGAUUACUGAGGACUGGAAUUGAACAUGGAGCCAUGCCAGAACAGAUAGUUGUUCAGGCACUACAGUGUUCUCAUUACUCUAUUCUCUGGCAGCUGGUGAAAAUCACAGAAGGGUCCCCCUCCAAAGAGGACUUGUUGGUAUUGAGGAAAACUGUGAAAUCCUUUCUGGCUGUCUGCCAGCAGUGCCUAUCGAAUGUCAACACUCCAGUCAAAGAACAGGCUUUCAUGCUGCUCUGUGAUCUCUUGAUGAUUUUUAGCCAUCAGCUGAUGACUGGAGGUAGAGAGGGUCUUCAACCUUUGGUGUUCAAUCCAGACUCUGGGCUCCAGUCUGAACUCCUUAGCUUUGUGAUGGACCAUGUCUUCAUUGACCAAGAUGAUGAGAACCAGAGCAUGGAGGGAGAUGAAGAAGAUGAAGCUAACAAAAUAGAGGCUUUACAUAAAAGAAGGAACCUUCUGGCAGCCUUUAGCAAACUUAUUAUCUAUGAUAUUGUAGACAUGCAUGCAGCAGCAGAUAUCUUCAAACACUAUAUGAAGUACUACAAUGACUAUGGCGAUAUCAUUAAGGAAACAUUGAGUAAAACAAGGCAAAUUGAUAAAAUCCAAUGUGCGAAGACACUGAUUCUCAGUUUGCAGCAGCUGUUUAAUGAGCUUGUUCAGGAACAAGGUCCCAAUCUGGACAGGACGUCUGCCCAUGUCAGUGGGAUUAAGGAACUGGCCCGUAGGUUUGCCCUCACCUUUGGGCUGGAUCAGAUAAAGACAAGAGAAGCUGUAGCCACGCUGCACAAAGAUGGCAUAGAAUUUGCCUUCAAAUACCAGAAUCAAAAAGGACAAGAAUAUCCACCUCCUAACCUUGCUUUCCUUGAAGUGCUUAGCGAAUUUUCUUCUAAACUCUUGCGGCAGGACAAAAAGACUGUUCACUCAUAUUUGGAGAAGUUCCUGACAGAACAGAUGAUGGAAAGGAGGGAAGAUGUAUGGCUUCCACUGAUUUCCUAUAGAAAUUCACUAGUUACUGGGGGCGAAGAUGACAGGAUGUCUGUGAACAGCGGAAGUAGUAGCAGCAAAGCAUCUUCAGUGAGGAAUAAGAAAGGACGACCUCCACUUCACAAAAAAAGGGUGGAGGAUGAGAGUCUGGAAGGCUCAUGGCUAAACAGGAACGACACCAUUCAAACUCCCGGGGCUCUGCAAACACCACAGCUCACUUCAACUGUAUUGAGAGAGAACACUAGACAAAUGGGAGAGCAGAUUCAAGAGCAUGAGUCAGAACAUGGAUCUGAACAAGAUUUUUUACACAAUCCCCAGAUGCAGAUAUCUUGGUUGGGCCAGCAGAAGCUAGAAGAUUUAAAUCGAAAGGACAGGACAGGAAUGAAUUACAUGAAAGGGAGAAGUGGUGUAAGACAUGCAGUACGGGGUCUAAUGGAGGAUGAUGCUGAGCCCAUCUUUGAAGAUGUAAUGAUGUCCUCACGAGGUCAGCUAGAGGAUAUGAAUGAGGAAUUUGAAGACACCAUGGUCAUUGAUCUGCCACCUUCAAGAAACCGACGAGAACGAGCUGAAUUGAGGCCGGACUUCUUUGACUCUGCAGCUAUCAUUGAAGAUGAUUCAGGAUUUGGAAUGCCUAUGUUCUGAAGUCUGGGGAAGACGUUUUACAAAUUUGGAACUCUAUUGUUUAGAGCUAGAGGCCUAUAUACUGUGAUAGCUUGUAUGAAAACCACAUUUUUGAUGUGAUAUGGUUUGAUUUUUAACCAAAUGAAUAAGGUCAAUCCCAUUUUGUAGUGAAAGAGGAGAAGAGGACCUUCUUAAUGAUACAAAGGAACGUUGGCCAAUCCAAUCACCUCAGAAAGGCUGACCUAAAAGAAUCAUUUGUAUCCCUGUUCUUGACUGUCCUUAUACAGAUGUUUUUUUUCUGGAUGGGAAGGGAGUUUUAAAUUGUUAAGACAGCUGUCAAAAUAAACACUGUUCUACACAUGUUUUCUGAAAACAUUGAAUGAAAACAAAAAACUUUUUAACUUUAUUUUUCUGCUGUACAAUUUAAAACUGUUUUAACAUUUGCCUUUUUAUGUUUUAAAAGCUAGCCAUUUUUAUUAAACCUAUGCCUGUCAGCGACUGACUAGCAAUGAUGCUAUAAGCAGGUCAUCCUGGCUGCAGAAAUGUGUUUUUAAACACACUGGAUUUGAUUAACAGUAUGGUACGUGUAUAUCCUCUCAUAGGCAUUGAAAAGAGCAGAACACUCUCUUACAAAAGAGGUUAGAAUUCUAAUGAAGUGCAUCUCUGCCAAAAAGUCAGAUUCUGAUAUGAUAAACCCAGAUUUUAUACUCUUGAGAAGAUUUAUUUUUAUUUAUAAUGGGGCAUAAAAUAAGAGAUGUCCAUGAAGCCACUUUUCCAACAGAUGCUGUGUAACAUUCAUUUUAUAUAGCACUAGGGGACACAAAAACAGUACAUUUUCUAUUGGUACUUGCUCUGUGCAUUUUUAGCAACUUAUACCAGCAAAUAAAGUAUUCUCAGUAAAACACACAAAUGGUUCUCAAGUAGUCACUUUGCUGUUUUUACUACCUAUUUCGUGCCCUGCCAAUCCAAGGUACAUAAACAGCAACUUUCCUAUAUAAAAUAGAUCAAGGGGGGGAAAAAAGGAAUCGCUUUAGCAUUCUAAAAGCAAUUUUAACUGUACCAUAUAAAAAUGUCUACUUUCCAUGCCGCAAAUACCCUUUUGUGCUAUUUUUGUAAAUUAAUUUUGCCAGUUAGAAGUACUGUAUGUGCUGCAUAGAAAUUUGUGCUUAGAUGGUGAAGUUCUUAAGCUUACAAUGGAAUACAGCUACAUUUUCAGUGUUAACUGUGCAUAUUAAAAGUAAUUCUUUGAAAAAAAUACAAUUUUUCAAAAAAGUAAAGAAAACCCAAAAAGUUCUCAGCUAAUUCAUUGUAAUAAGAGAUUUUCAGUGUCUUCAAUGAUUUGGAAUCUCAUUAUGCUUAGAUUUUAUGACUCUGCCUAGUAGCUGCUACUGUAGUUUAAAACUGGCCUGAUAUUCAGAGGUGCUGACCACCCACAACUCCCACUGACUAAAGCACCUCUGAAAAUCAGCACCAAAACGUUAAUCUUCCUUUCUGAGUUUGAAUGUUAGCAUUUGAGAUACAAAGCAUAUUGACCCACUUCAAGCACAGCAGGUUUAGAGUUGCUUUUAUUAGCAACUGCAAAUUUAUCAUGGAGCUUUCUCUUUUACAAUGUCAUUUGGAAAAAAACAUGUACACUUAGUACUUACCUUUGGGGAGGGAAAAACAACUAAUGUAAAAACAAAUCAUUCUUUUCAUUUAACAGCUGAGAUUUUUCUCAAUGUGUACAGUUCUCAGAAAGACUUGGUUGCCAAAAAUGUUUAACUUGGUAAUUCAGCCAUUCCUCAAGUGUAGAUGGGUGACUAUUGCAACAGCCUCUGAGGUUGCUGGAUCAUUUCUUUAUAACUAGGGCGCAGGUUACCCCCAGGGGGUACAGGGUGGGCAGGAAUGGCUGCAUUAUCGUGUCAGCACUGUAGUUCUGUGAGCAUAGUAGCAUAAUAAAUGCUGCAUGGUUUGAGUCAUAGUCACAGACAAACCUCGUGCUUCACAGUCCUCUGUGUGGAAAAUUGAACCCUGAGUUAUAGAUUGUAGACUACUGUAUAACACAACAAAGAUCACUUGGACAGCCCCUCCAAUGGUUUCCAGUUCAGUUUGCAGUCAAUAGGUUUUUUGUAUUGAGAGUGUCUCCUUGAUUGGUUUUGCUAGUAAUUCUGUAAAUUGUACAUUUACAAUAUGAGGUUUUUUUUUUUCCUUUUGUACAAUUUAAAACUGAUGCUUCACCUUUCCUUUAAUAAACUAUUCAAAGUCA